AUGAUCCUCCGUCGUCUCCUAGGGCUGGCCUUCGCCGCCGUCCCUCUCGCCUCGGCCGUCGAGCUCACAGGCUAUGAAUAUAUCGUCGUCGGCUCCGGCGCCGGCGGCGGUCCCCUCGCCGCCCGCCUCGCCAUGGCCGGCCACAAGACGCUCCUGAUCGAAGCCGGCGAUGACCAAGGCAACAACAUCAACGUGACCGUGCCAGCUUACAACGCCCGGUCCUCCGAAGACGAGAAGAUGUCCUGGGAUUUCUACGUCCGCCACUACCCGGACGACAAGCAGCAAGCCCGCGACUGGAAGACCAGCUACCGGCUCCCCGACGGGAGCAUCUACACCGGUCUCUUCCCGCCCGAGGGCGCCGAGAUGUUGGGAACGCUCUACCCGCGCGCCGGCGUCCUCGGCGGCUGCACAGCCCACAACGCCCUCAUCGCCGUCUACCCGCACCAGUCCGACUUCCAGUACCUAGCCGACCUAACCGGCGAUCAGGGGUGGUCGCCCUCCAACAUGCGCAAGCACUUCGUCUCCAUGGAAGACAAGAACUACGUCAACGGGCUAUACUCUGGCCACGGCCGGGACGGCUGGCUUUCCACGGAAGUCACACCUUUAACCAUCCCGCUCAAGGACCCGCAACUUCUUUCCUUGACACUAGGAGGCGCUUUCGCUUUGGGGAACAUCACCCAAUCACCCAUCAACCUCGCCACCGUUCUCGCGGGUGAUCUCAACGCCAACACCAUUGCCCGCGACAAGAAGCCCGCUUACUACGAGACGCCCCUCAGCAGCAAGAACGGCGCCCGUUCCGGCUCGCGUGACUUCGUCGUCGCCGUGCGUGACGCGCGCAAGCCCGACGGCAGCAAAAAGUACCCCCUGGACGUACGCUUGAACUGCCACGUCACGCGCAUUACCUUCAACACUUCCUCCUCUUCCUCAGAACCUAUCGCCACAGGCGUCGAAUUCCUCGACGGCGCACACCUCUACCGCGCCUCUCCCCUUUCCGCCAACAGAGCCAAUAACGUCCGCCCCAACGGCACUCCCGGCUCCGCCCACGCUUCGCGCGAGGUGAUCAUCUCCGGCGGCGCCUACAACAGCCCGCAAAUCCUCAAGCUAUCAGGUAUCGGCCCGCGCACGGAGCUCGAAAAGUUCGGCAUCCCUGUGUUGGUCGACCUCCCCGGCGUCGGCGGGAACUUGCAGGAUCACUACGAGAUCGGCGUCAACGUGAAGGUUCCCAAGGACUGGACUGCUCUCAAGGGAUGUACUUUCCAGCUCUACGGGAACACCUCCGACCCGUGCUUGGAUAGGUGGUUAAACCCCGUUUUGGGCGAUAGGGGGACAUAUGCUUCUUCCGGUCUGGCGGUCGCUAUGCUUUACAAGUCCUCGGUCACGACAGAUGAUAGUUACGACGUUUUUACGUUUGGCGGCCCCGUGAACUUUGCUGGUUACUACCCCGGUUAUUCGGUAGACAUCACUGCGGAACACGACUGGUGGACGUGGGCUAUCUUAAAAGCGCACCCGCGUAACAGAGCCGGCACCGUGUCUCUUCGCUCCUCCAACCCGUUGGACACCCCGGUAAUCAACUAUAACUACUUCGACUUCGGGUCCGGCGAUUACCAAGCCGACCUGACCGCCAUGCGCGAAGCUAUCGGCCUUGCGCGCGACGCGCUCAAGAGACAGGUGGUGCGCACGCAGGAGGUCAGGCCGGGGGCGGAUAUCCAGAGCGAUGGGGAGAUAGAGCAGUUCAUCAAGGACGGAGCGUGGGGACACCAUGCUUCUAGCACUUGUCCCAUUGGGGCGGAUGGGGACCCCAUGGCGGUGUUGGAUAGCAAGUUUAGGGUUAGGGGCGUCAAGGGAUUGAGGGUUGUCGAUGCGAGUGUGUAUCCUAGGAUUCCGGGCACGUUUACGGCGGUUAGCACGUAUCUUGCUGCGGAGAAGGCGGCGGUGGAUAUUUUGGAGGGGUUGAAGAAGAACUAA
Sordaria macrospora k-hell is the source of this 1965-nucleotide messenger RNA. RefSeq lists its product as uncharacterized. Gene Ontology annotation, molecular function: oxidoreductase activity, acting on CH-OH group of donors; flavin adenine dinucleotide binding. NCBI's taxonomy places the organism in Eukaryota, Fungi, Ascomycota, Sordariomycetes, Sordariales, Sordariaceae. The record is from RefSeq and is a predicted model, not a curated record.